CGGUUACAAAACGAGUUAUCGAUGCAAGGGCGGGUGCGACGCACGAGUUUGGGGCUAGGAAACAAGGAGCUUCUCGAAGAGAACGCCGUGCUUGAAGCCCAAGUCGCCAAGUUGGAGGUGGAGCUCCAAGCCAAGCACGACUUUAACCACAAACUGCAGUACGAGAGUCAGUGUUUGUCUGAGAUGCUGGCCAGAUUGGGCGAUAAAGAGGCCUUGGCGGUAGCCAAACAGGGGGCGAUGGGUCACGUAUUUCUGGACAAAGGGGCGCUACAGCAAGACGCCACCAAGUGCCACGUGGAGACACUGAAUCGAUCGAUCGCCGACUUGGAGAUGGAGGCCCGGGAAUAUGAUCGGCUGUCGGCGUUCGAAUCGGAGCUGGUGCAGCGACAUGCUUGGUUGAAAGCGGAAUGCGACGCUGUGGAAUUGAAACACAAGGCGGAGGUCCAGGCCAGAAAAGUAGAAGAGUACAACCGCAAGCGCAUGAUGGAGGAGAAUUUUCAACGCCUGCUGGUUGCGCUGGACAGUCAAGGUCUCAAGGCAGCCUUUUGCCAGCUACUCGGGACCCUUCAAUCGCCGUCGCCACAAAGAUCGGCAUCCCCCGAAGCAGAUUCCGCCGAUUCGUGAAAAUUGGAUGGGCAACAAACACUAUAGCGUGAAAUUCAUUGGCUGGGUUUUAACCAAUAAAGCUCAAUAACCAAUCAAUUUCAUUUAUAGGUGACCUUUCAC
Aphanomyces astaci is the source of this 726-nucleotide messenger RNA. RefSeq lists its product as hypothetical. The record is from RefSeq and is a predicted model, not a curated record. Lineage: Eukaryota; Oomycota; Saprolegniomycetes; Saprolegniales; Verrucalvaceae. The transcript is spliced from 4 exons. Bases 22 to 624 code for a protein of 200 amino acids.